ACCGACAGCAGCGGCAACAGCAACAUCAACUGACGGCAGCAACACCAACAGCCAGCAGCAACAUUCGAGCAUUCAGUCGCAAUUCUGACGAUUGCGUGACGCGUUCGCAUCGCGGCGAUGAAAGAGACAGGACGUCUCGCGAGGAAAGAGAACGAAACAGUGGCGGACACGAAGUUUGAGUUUGAUGUGCAAAGUAUAAAUGAAAACACACAAAUACACGUAAUAAAGUGCGUGCCAACUCGAAGAAAUAAUUGAAAAAUAAAUUCGAACAAGUUACCAAAGAAGCAAAGAAGCAAAGAACACAAGCGGUCUGUCUGUGGGAAUAAUAUAAAUUAGCAUAAUUUAGCAAGGAUUCGCCGAGACAAGCAGACAUUCGUUUCGCACUUAAUUAGUGUCCAAGCGCGUUGACAAUGUGGCAGACACUAUCAACUUUUAGCACAUCACUCAGAGCUGCAGCAGCAGCAGUAGCGUCAGCACAACCAGCAGCAACUUGCAAGUGUAGCUGCAAGCUGGAAAACGCGGAAAACGCGGAAAUGCACAGUCACAUGUUGCCAUCAGCGGACAACGCGACAGCGGCAAUGCGUAGGUGUUGCUGUCGCACAAGAAUCACCCGCAGCAGCAGCAACAGCAGCAGCAGCAACAGAAGCAGCAGGAGCAACUACAGUUGCAACUACGGCGGAAACAUCCUGCAGUGGCUACUGCUACUGUGCCUCUUCUGUGAUUUUGGCCAGGCCGCGCUGCGUGACGUAAAUCUGCUGGUGGAGCCUCCGGCGGUGCGAAGGGGUCAGUCCGUGGCCCUGCGGUGCGAUUACCAAUUGGUGGAGGCGCCCCUGUAUUCCAUUAAGUUUUACCGCGGCCAGAUGGAAUUCUACCGCUACACACCGGGCGAGUACCCGCCCACCAAGGUCUUUCAGUUUCCGGGCAUCAGAGUGGACGAGAAUGGCUCGAAUGCCACCACGGUGCUCAUCCGCAACGUUAGCUUCGGCCUGUCCGGACAGUUCAGCUGCGAGGUGACGGCGGAUGCCCCACUCUAUUCCACGGCCACAGCCUUCGCCCAGAUGCAAGUUGUGGAAUUUCCGGAUAAGCGACCGCAGCUCUUUACGGAGCACACGCGAUACGAGCCCGGCGACGUUUUACGUGCCAACUGCAGUACAUUGCCAUCUCGUCCUCGAGCUGAUCUUCGAUUCACCAUCAACCAUAUUCCCGUCAGCUCGGAGGAAACGCAGUACAUUCGAACGGUUGACAGCCUGAUUGCAUCCCGGCUCAGUCUGAAGCUGCAGCUGCAGGCGACUCACUUUGCGGCUGGACUCAGUGCCCAUGGAAAUGGGAAUGGUAAUGGCAAUGGGAAUGGCAACGGCAACGGCAACGGCAACGGCAAUGGCCUGGCGAACUCACUGCACCUGGGUGGAGGCGGCGGAGGACUCAUCCUGCGGUGCACGGCGCAAAUUGACGAUCUCUAUCAGGAGUACACGGAAAUCGAGCUCGGCACACCGCAAAGGGAUCCGGUGCCGGCCAGAGUGACGCUGUCAUCGGGAACCGGACUUCGUGGCUUCUUGGAGACCUAUUUCCCCACAUCUUCGGGCCCCAGCAAUUGGCGGGGAUCGGCGGGGGUCGUGGCCAUCGUCCUGCCCACCGUGUUGGCCCAUCUAAUUACUGGUAGCUAAAUCGGUGGCCAGUCGCCUGGAAUGGGAAAUGGGAGCACAUGGACUCGGAAUGCGAACGUGUGUCGGCUUAUCGAGCAGCGAUGGAAAUUAGGGAGCCCUCGGCCGUAAACUGCAUUAUUUAUCUGUAUCGAAUGCAAUUUAAAUUUAUACACACGCAUGAGAUGUCCGUGUGAUUCCCGGCUGAACCCACACAUGCACACACAAGCCCUACGUAACUGUAAAUAUUUGCUUUAAUGAUGUGAACGGAUACACUUAAAUGAACUCGCACUCACACUCACACUCACGCGCUCACGUACACAGAAACACGCGACUAAUUGUUAAUUAAUGGAUUAUUUAAUGAUGCAUAAAAUAUUGGAUAAAAUAUGAAUGUUUCAUUUGCAUUUAGCUACGACCCAAGCGAAUAUCAACUUAAUGUUUAAGUAAUUUAAAAAAUGUAAAUCGUUGAAACGAUACAAGUAUAAAAACAAAACAAAACAGAAAUGAAAUGCCAAUGCCAAGACAAAA
Messenger RNA from Drosophila teissieri, 2168 nucleotides. RefSeq lists its product as uncharacterized. Bases 411 to 1664 code for a protein of 417 amino acids. The record is from RefSeq and is a predicted model, not a curated record. Lineage: Eukaryota; Metazoa; Arthropoda; Insecta; Diptera; Drosophilidae. The transcript is spliced from 6 exons.